UUCUCAUUACCCUUCAUUUCUUUCUCUUCAAAAUCACUUGCAAAACUAGUCCAUUCUCAACUCUCUUCUUCUCUCUCUUUUGUCACUGUCAUAAAAUGGAAGCAUCACAUUUCUUACAAAGCAGCAGCUUUGUUACAACUCUGCCUCACCAGAGGCAUAUGCAUGCUCAUAAGCUGAGGCGCUCUCAGAUCGUUGCAGUGCUUUCAACGCCGGCGGAUAUUAUAAACAUAGGGGCAGAUAAAAGCAGUAUAAGACCAGCAGAUGGUGCAGCAGAAAAGAAAAGUGUCUAUAAUGAUAACUGGUUCGAUAAACUGGCCAUUGAUCAUCUGUCUCAAAAUGUCCAAGCUGCAUCAGGGUUGAGAAACAGCAAGACUGGAUUCGGAAGCUUGGUAGAGGCAGCUAGCGCUGCGUCGCGAAACUUUAAUCCAGAAAAACAAAGAGAAAUAGUCGUUCAAGCUCUUCAGAGUGCAUUUCCAAGGCCAAUACUAUCCCUGAUUAAGGCAUUACUACCAGAAUCUAAAUUUGCAAGGGAAUACUUCGCCAUCUUCACCACCAUCUUCUUCGCCUGGCUGGUUGGACCAUGUGAGGUGAGGGAAUCAGAGUUCAAUGGAAGCAAAGAGAAAAAUGUAGUCCACAUACCAAAAUGCAGGUUCUUGGAGGAAACCAAUUGUUUAGGGAUGUGCAUUAACAUGUGUAAGAUGCCAUCUCAAAGCUUUAUAAAGGAUACACUCGGAAUGCCAGUCAACAUGGUUCCAAAUUUUGAUGAUAUGAGCUGCCAGAUGAUAUUUGGGGAGGAGCCUCCGGAGCUACUCAAUGAUCCAGCACUCAAGCAACCAUGCUUCAAACUAUGCAAAGUAAAGCAAAGGCACAAUAACUGCUCCAGUUAGACACCAUGGGGACGCUUUCCAAGGCAAAAGAGGUCCUGGUGUUUGGGAAGAAAUACAUGAAGUGAUGAAAACAUUGUAAAUAAUGGCAAUCAUCAAGCGGUUGAAUAUGUUUUCAGAAAUUGACAGCUGAAGUUUGAACAUGUAGCAGAACAAAGCAAAAUCAAAUUCUAGGAAGUUUGCGGACCACAUUUGGAAAAUACAUAAAACUUGCAGCUGGAACAAGCAACUGAGAGAUUAUGGUGUCAACUCAAGCAAUUUGUUUAUGACAGUUGAGUACUUGAGAGUAUAUAAGAAAAAAAAUGAGACAUGAACAAACAAGGAACAGUCAUGUACUAGACAGAUGUAGUAUUUCCAACAUACAUUACAAUUCUACGUACUUAAUUGUCUAA
Messenger RNA from Rosa rugosa (rugosa rose), 1276 nucleotides. Its product is annotated as beta-carotene isomerase D27, chloroplastic. Bases 96 to 887 code for a protein of 263 amino acids. NCBI's taxonomy places the organism in Eukaryota, Viridiplantae, Streptophyta, Magnoliopsida, Rosales, Rosaceae. Gene Ontology annotation, molecular function: iron ion binding. The record is from RefSeq and is a predicted model, not a curated record. The transcript has 8 exons.